AUGAACCGAUGCCGGCCGCCCCCUCUCGUGAUGCACCCGGGCACGACGAGCAGCAGCCCGUACAGCAGCGAGGAUUUCCGAUGUGGGACGACGUCCUCGUUCUCGUCGCCGACAGGCGUCCGCGGGUUUUCGGCUGGCGACCUCGCCCAGUCUAGCGGCAGCAAUCCGUCUCCGCAUCCUCUGCAGACCUCUCAGUCCAGCGGGGUUGACAGCGCAGAGACAUCCGGAUGGAGCGGCGCGUCCACCCACAACAUUCAGUGGCCUGGCGCCCCCACGCCGACUGCUGCGGCGCGCCUCAGCUUCUCGCCUCUCCCCUCGCCGGCUCCUCUGCUUCAGCCUGCCUCAGGCGCCAGCUCCACGCAAGGCCCUGGGAGCGGCGCUGCGCAGGCCAGGGAGGCGCGAGUGCUUCCCUCUACGCAUCCUCAGGCUUCGAGGACGGCAGCUGCUUCGCUCGCUGUCGCAACCAGCAGUUCGCAGCGCACGCCGCGUCCGCGCCAGUCGCCAGGAUCCCGCGGCAGCCAGGAGCGUGAAUCGAGUUUCGCUCUCGAGGAAGCGUCUCGCAGAGCGCUCACAUCUUCGAGUCAUGGGUCGCUACCACGCGUGCGGACUGAUACGCCUCCGCGCGCUUCGGGCUUCGUUACGGGGGGCUCGCUGCGUGAGUUUUCGUGCGGUUUCGAGGGAGAGGACGCGCACGCGAGAUCCGGCGGCGGCGCCGCUGGUGCAGCAGAAUUUAGGACGCCGAACGAUCUCCAGGUCGCACAGAGCCAAGGCGCCCGCGUCUCGCCUCGCGGUCCGUUUGCGGGCCUCUGUUCCCCCCCUUCGGACCUGCGGUCUGCACUCGACGCCGCGGCGCUGUCGUCCUCCGCCGUGGAGCAGAGUGGAGGCGUUGCAAAGCCUCGCUGCGCUCCGGUCGCGCCGGCGCUCCCAUGUCCACGCACAGGGUCGUCGCCUCCUUCGCGGGACGCCUCCUCGCUGAGGAGGAGGUCUUCGUUGGAGGAGAGAGCGGAGGCCCCGUGCGCUGCUUCGCCGUCGCGGAGCCCCUCAGUCCCGGAGCUCUCCCCCCCCGCAUGCUCAGAGGCUUUUACCAAAUUGUAUGGAAACUCUACGUCUCGGCCGACCCACGCCACCUGUCCUCCAGGCGUCAGCUGCCGGCGCUCGCCUCAGCCUUCACAGCCCCCCCCCUCGUUCUUCUCGGCCGCCGAGUCCUGCCCAAGACGCGCGUCCCAGUUGCGCGUGCCUUCCGCUUUCUCGCUGUGGCGUGGGCUGCCUGACUUCCGGCAGCUCCCCCCGCCGGAGGCGUCGCCCGACGGUGCGAGGCCGUCGCUCUUCCUCGGCGGGGAGGCGAGUUCGCUCGCUCCGCCUUCUUCCUUCUUUAUGUCUCACCGAGCGUUCAAAAAAGCCUCGUAUCGCCUUUCCGCCGUCGCCCUGGACGGCGUUCAGCUCAACCCCCAGUCCGAUGUCCGCGACGAAGAGGGCUCCCACAGCCAUCCGCGCGAGUCCCAAGCCUGCCCCGAGAAGCAGCCCGCGCCUCGCCCUGCUUCGUCCUCUUUUUCCUCUCCUUCUCUGCUUUCAUUUGCGGGGCUCGACCCCCCGCCGGAACGCCAGUCACGCGUCACACACUCGCGCUUCGACGCCUUUUCUUCAGGCGACAGGGGUGCGCUGAGAGCCACUCCGCCACAGCCUGAAGAAGGCCAUGGUCGCGGGGCGCGGAAAGAGGAAGGCGACGACGGGGAGCGAAAGGCUGCGCGCUUCCAGCCUCUUCGCCAUCGCUCGGUGAGCGUCCCAGAGGCGUUUGCGCGGUCGCCCUGCGCCUCGCUCUCCGCUUCUACUCGCCUCCGCACAGAGAGCAGUCCGCGCCAGGGGGCGGAUACGCCCGAGGACGGAGGGGGACAGCCCAGGCGAGCAGACGCAGAAAGGAAGCGCGGGCACGGCGCGUGCGACUGCGGCCGCGCCGAAGGGUUGGUCGCAGAAGGAACGCGGAUGGCCGGAGCCGCCUCCGACGCAGACAGCCGCGAGAGGAGGGGCGGAGACCCCCUCGCAGGCGCGCCCGACCCGCGGAAGGAGCCCUCGAGGAGAUACGAGGGAGAGAGGCUAGACCUGGAGCGAGGCGGAGACAGCCAGCAGUUCGACUUGGGGGCGCGAGGCAAGUUCAGCGAGUGCAGAGAGGAACCAGAGGAGUCGGAAUCCUCGACGCGCGCGAGCGGAACUGGCAGCCACCGCGAGCACCCGGAGGCGAGCAUGGGGGCCGAAGCUUCUCUGGGCGAGGAGGGACGCGAGAAGGGAGCUGAUGGAGACACCCAGGGCGCCAGACGCGAGCCGACUUGCCUGCCGCCUCGCCGCUUGACGCACGAGGACCUCGAUUGGUCGCGGAGCCGCGACAUCGGCAGAGGGCGCAGCGCCCACGUGUACGUCGUGCCGCACAAAGUCUCAGACACGCGCGUCGCCGUCAAGGAGGUUCACGUCGGCUGCUUCGAUCUCUACCGGGGCCUGGACGAAGUCACGAAGCGAAACAGAUAUCAGCUGGCCUGCGAAGUGAAGGCCCACCGCCUGAUCUCGUAUUGCUCCGACGUGGCGGCGCUCGCCUUCCGCCCUCCGUCGGCGCCUUCGCGGUCUGCGCCGCUGGAGUCCCCUGCCCUCGCUGUGCCGCUGGCUCUCGCUUCCUCGUCUUCGGCCGCCGACCCCGGUCGCCUCGCCCUCUCGACGCCCGGGGGCGCCUGCACGCCGCCUCCUCCGUCUUCGGAGAGCCCCGCGGACAAGCCUCUGGCUUCGCCCGCCCGACAAGAGGCCCUUCGCCCGCCUUCCUCCGCCUCGUCGCCCGUUUCUGCUCCCUCUGCGCCGGAGUCGCUUCCGGCGGCCUCGCCGUCUCCCUCGUCUCUGUACUCCGGCGGCGGAGGCGACCCGCCGCCUGCGCCGGGGGGGAUCUCGCCGCCCGUCCGCCUGUCGUCGCUCUGUUUCCUCCCUUCUUCGGACUCGCUGUCGCCGAGUCACCCCUCGAAGCCUCUGCUCUCUUCGUCUUCCUUCUCGUCCUCGCUCCUGCCGCUGACGCCCUCGACGAUGCCCAGUCCACACCUGCUGCCGCCCACUCCGCUUCAGAGCACGCAGGUGGGCGCGCUGUCGCCCGGCGUCUCUUCGUUCUCCGCAUCCUCCUCAAUUCCGUAUGCCUCCUCCUCGCCCUUCGCAGUCUCCUCGAGCCCCCACAGCGGCGCGCUCGCCGCGCCCGCCGCCGCUCCCGCGGCGCCUUCUGCGUUUCCUUCGCCUGUUGGCGUUGGCUCGGCGGCCUCGCCCGCGACGCUCGCGUCCUCCGCGGCGGCGCGCCGUCGCCAGAGUGCCUCGACGGAGCGGGCCUCCGCGGUCCAGCCCUUCGCGCUCGCCGCGCCGCCCCUUUUGGCCUCCGCGCCGCCGCUGCCAGGGGGCGCCUGCGACGCCUCCUGGCUGCGGGACGACGCGCCGGCUGCCGUCUCCACGCCGACGCCUCAGUCCCCCGCCCUCACGUGUGCUUCGCUUCCUCCUGGGACCCAGCCCAGGCCGCCCGGUGCGCCCUGCUCGCAGAGCGAGGCGGCCGCGCCGCCGCCGCACUCUGCGCAGAUUCCCGGCGCUCCCGUUCUUCCUUGGCGUUCGUCCUGUUCGCCCUCCGCGUCUCGCGACUCCGAGGCCCUGCCCCCCGCCGCCGCCCAGGAGGCGCUGGCGCGCUCGCCGUCGCUCUCGCCGGCGCUGCCUGUCUGCUCCGCUUCGCCCGCGGCGGCGCCCAGGGCCUCACCGCUAUCGGGCGCGCUUCCAUGCUUUCUUCUCCCGUUCCUCGGCGCGUACCGGUGGAAAAGCAAGCGAGGGGGCUGCGUCCACGUGGCGCUCGAGUACAUGGACUACGGCACCCUGAGUGACUUGCUGAAGACUCUCAAGCGCCUCCGCGAGUCCUUCGUGGCGGGCAAGACCAGCCGCCGGGCGCUUGCGGGAUUCGCCCCGGGGUUCCGCGCGGACGCGCGAAGGAAGAAGGACGAGGACCGCGCCGCUCAGGAAAAGAAGAGAGAGGAUAGCCGAAGGUGCCCAGAGGAGCCGCGGGACGACGAAGGCUGCGAGACGGACUCCCCGAAGAGCGUGAUCGCUCAUGCAAAGUCGCAGAGAGAUGCAGGUGGCGUGGCGGGGGCUCCGGUGAGAGUGGCGAUGCACCAGACAGAGAGAAACCAAGAACGAAAAGACACAGGCGCGGUCGCUGGAGGCGGCGCGGCAGGGCGAGAGCUGCAGGGAAGGAGGAGGGAAAGCGGCGGCUCUCAGGACGUGCAGGGAGAGAUGGGCGAAUGCGCCAGGCGGGCAGAAGGCGAGCGAGCUCAAGCGGCCGCUGCACCAGCGCAACACAAGGCGAACGAGCGCAUGGCUCUCUUGAUUCCGCCGUGUCAUCCUUCGCCCUCCUCCGCGUCCGCUCGUCCUCGCGCUGCCGAGGGCAUGCAGGCGGAAAGCAGCCGCCACGGCUCAGGAGCGGAAGAGAGUCUCGGCGACGGGCCGCGAGGCUCCGCGAAGAGGGAAGGCGAAGCAGACGCGUGCGUCCCGCGGUGGAUGACGCGCGAGUGGUGCGAAGCCCGACAGAAGGAGUGGGAGAAGAGGAAGCGAAAGAAGCAGCGACGGACAGAUCUCUUGUUUUCAGAGAGACGCGCGGCGCAGGAGAACUCCGCGGGUGUUCCGGAGUCGAUUCUGAAGCUCAUCGCCUUCCAGAUCCUCGAAGGCCUCGCGUUCCUUCAUCAGCAUCGGUGCCUGCAUCGGGACAUCAAACCGCAGAAUAUCUUGGUGAACAAGGAAGGCAUUGUUAAGGUCGGCGACUUCGGCAUUUCGCGCUUCGUGGACCUGGAGAAGCAGGAAGCUCUGACGUUUGUUGGGACGGAGCUUUACAUGAGCCCCGAGCGCCUUCACCAGCAUUUCGGGUCUGCGCAUGCGUCGUCGUCUCGCCGGCGCGCGAGAGGCCAGAGCUCCCACAGUCUUCAGCCGUCCUCUACGCCCUACCCGCUGUACUCGUUUUCUCCCCCGGCCGCCCCCACUGCCUCUGCGUCUUCUGCCUCUUCCUCCGCGCCCGUUCUGCAGGCCCUUCCGGCGGACGUGAAGGCCUCGCCGCCGCUCCGAGGAGACUCUGGGGCGGCCAGAGGCGAAUCGCUGCCUCUCCUCCCUGUGCAGCGGCCCCCGCGUGCGUCUGAGGGAGGAGUCCUAGCCUCCGCGGCCCGCGCGGAAGACUCUGAACAGGCUGAAGCAGCGCCGCGAGGAAGCUGCCAGAGCGACGCGCAUGCGAAGGGGAGAAGCGAAAACGGAGACAACCCGAGGGCGAGCCCCAGCGCGUGGAUCGCGGGCGCGUCCGCCCCCGCCAGGGGGGACAGCGGGCGACGAGGAACCGAAGAGAAGAGACAGGCCGCCCCAGACGACGCAGGGGGGGCGUCUGCACGAGACCAGACGCGAGCCGAAACUCCGCGUGUGGCUUCGUCUCUGGCGGCCAACGAGACUCUGGCGAGCCCUGCGCUGCCCUUUGGGGGCGGCGAGGAGGCGAAAGGCGAGCUGCGCUCGAGCCCCCGCGACCGGCGCGUCCGCGGCAAGCAGGACGGGAAGGAGAAGAAGAGAAAGAAGGUCGAGCGGAGCAAGAAGCGAGAGCUGUUUGCGGCCAUGGAGGAAGAUGAGCAGCACACGGGGACAUAUUCGUUUCCGUCGGACAUUUGGAGCGUUGGCAUUCUCCUCUUUGAGCUCGCCACGAUGCAGCACCCCUUCCCCGACGGCUUACCCUGCGACCUGCGCGACAGCCACAUCCUUUCGCUGCUUCAGACGCACCUUCGCGGUACGCAACACAGGCGGCGAAGGAGCUACGAGUUUCGAGACUUCCUCUUCAGCUGCCUGCGAGUCAAACCGGGAAAGCGCGCCUCCGCCGACUCUCUGCUGCUCCAUCCCUGGCUCCUCGAGGGCAUGGCGUCUCGCAAGCACUUCAAAAAGUGGAUUGCGCAGGUCUACCGCCGGGCGCCGUCGCUUCAGCACUUCGUCACGCCUGGACUGGGGGCGGGCGGAGUGAGGAGCCGCCUGCAGGAGGACGGCGAGAAGAAGGUCGAGAACAGACUCCAGAAAGCGGCGAAAACGGGUGAUGCGACGGCGAGGGAACGCGGAGAACUGGGGCAGGGCGAAGAAGGCCGAAGGGAGGCGCUGACGGAUACGGGAGACUUGGGGGCACCUGCGGAGACGCUUGAAGCGAGAGGAAACGCGGCGAUGCAGCGAGGCGCCACCGAAGGCAACGCGGGAGCCGUGGACGAGUCCAGCGGAGCGCACACAGGAGGUGAUACAAAAGGACCUCAUGCUUCAGAGAGGACAGCGAGCGAGGGGGAGAGGACAGCGAGCGAGGGGGAGAGGACAGAGACCGAGGCCGAGCGCAGGAUUGAAGACACAGGUGGCAGCGGCAGCGACGCGGACGCCAGGCGUCCAACCAAGAUAGAGGCGAGAGGGAGGAUUUCUUUCUCGGCUUUCGUCCAGUACGUGCCUUCGGGGGAGAGCUCUUGCUCCGAGUGUUCCUCGCCUCGCUCGCGCGCAUCUUCCUCUUCGGUCUCCUCCUCGUCGUCCGAGACCUCGUUCGCCUCGUCGCCCGCGACCUCGUUCACCUCGUCGCCCGCGACCUCGUUCGCCUCUCUGCCAUUCCCGUUGGAGGCGCCCAGCCUCCCGGCAGCAGCCCCCGAGGCGCCGCGCGGACUGGCGGCUGACGGCUCGCGCUCCUCUGAGGCUCCUUUCGCCUCACCUGCCUUUUCUGUCGCGUCUUCUUUUUGGUCGUCAAGCUCCGCGGCGUCGUUCCCGGCGCAGGUCGUCGCAGAGAGCGCGCGCGGAGUGGGCGAGCGGGGCGUCGGGCGGCGCGUGGAGACUCGCAGGGGGUCUCAGCCCGAGCGCUUUGAGGGCCUUACCAACGAAGCGGAGAGACACUUGCUGCACCGCUGCGUGCGUCGAGACGCGCCCGACUUUGUCUUCUCGCUGACGCCUCGGGGUGUGUCCCAGCUUGUUGGUAGGACCGGCGAACUGUGGAACGGCGAGGCGCGCGACGAGCUGCCGCGCGAGACGAAGGAGCAGCGGUUUCUGCGGGCGCCCUGCGGAGAUCGACGACGCGAGGAGGCCAGCAGCAGCUCGUCGUGCGCGCCAAGUCCGCUGCUACCGUUCGAAGGGGACUUGCAGGAACAACUGAAAAGGUACUUCUCCUCCUUCGCCCCGCCGGCGGCUCCGUACCGCCGCGACCCACGCGAAGAACCGCCCGCUUCCGCCUGGGCAGGCCCCAGCGCACGCGAGAUCUUCGAGGGCAGACUCGCCAGCUUGCCAGUCUUCGCCGGCUCGCCCGCCCGAGCCUCGUCGCCCUUCGUGUCUCCUUUCUCCGCGCCCUCCGUCUCUCCGUCGCCCCUUCCUCCUGUCUUCCCCUCGAUUCGCGGGUCGGCCUCCGCGUCAGCCGCUGCCACCAGGGCGCCGCCCUCGCCCUUCGCUUCGCGACACUGUUCGCACGACCCGCGAUUCGUUUCGCCCUUGGCCUUCCCCUCGCCCGUCAGCAUGGGGACUUUGUCCUCAGGCCGCUCUUUGCUGGCGACGUCGCCGGUGCACCACCCUGGCUUCAGAGACUUCGCGCCGUCGCCCGUGAGAGGCGCAGCGGAGCUCGGCGGAGAGAGAGAAAGCUCUCGAACACUUUGA
This is a messenger RNA of Besnoitia besnoiti, 7668 nucleotides long. RefSeq lists its product as uncharacterized. Gene Ontology annotation, molecular function: MAP kinase kinase activity; ATP binding. Gene Ontology annotation, biological process: protein phosphorylation; MAPK cascade. Lineage: Eukaryota; Apicomplexa; Conoidasida; Eucoccidiorida; Sarcocystidae. The transcript is spliced from 7 exons. Bases 1 to 7668 code for a protein of 2555 amino acids. The record is from RefSeq and is a predicted model, not a curated record.